This is a messenger RNA of Mesorhabditis spiculigera, 450 nucleotides long. Lineage: Eukaryota; Metazoa; Nematoda; Chromadorea; Rhabditida; Rhabditidae. The record is from the annotation of a GenBank genome assembly.
AUGAACGGGAUCGUCGCCCACAACGCAACUAUCCAGUGGCUGUAUGAGCUGUUGGACUCACCGUUCCGUUUGGUCGUGAAAACGGCGCUGAAGCUGCUCCUCGUUUUCAUCGAGUACAACGACAACAAUUCACUGCUUCCGGCCCCGAUCAUCUCCACAUCACCCGACCUUUCCAAGGAGCGCAAGAUCCCCGAACCGAUCAAGCUCAUCGAGAAUCAGGAGAACGAGGUGCCGGAUGAGGUGGCGGAGGACGAGAAGCCGGCUGCCGAAUCCCUCAAGUCGAAGCCAUUGAUCAUCAACGACCUCGACUUCUCCGAGUUCCACGCCGACGAAUACGAGCAGGACCCGUUGGUAAUGGCCCGGCAAACGAUACAGCAAGAGAAAAUCGCAGCCGGCGGCGGCUUCAUCCCACCUCCACCCGGAAGUAUCCCACUGCCACCUCGAUGUAAG